Messenger RNA from Folsomia candida, 1223 nucleotides. It is a transcript of the gene Sec22, whose product is annotated as vesicle-trafficking protein SEC22b-B. The coding region runs from base 198 to 839 and encodes 213 amino acids. Gene Ontology annotation, cellular component: endoplasmic reticulum-Golgi intermediate compartment; SNARE complex; Golgi membrane. Lineage: Eukaryota; Metazoa; Arthropoda; Collembola; Entomobryomorpha; Isotomidae. Gene Ontology annotation, biological process: endoplasmic reticulum to Golgi vesicle-mediated transport; retrograde vesicle-mediated transport, Golgi to endoplasmic reticulum; vesicle fusion with Golgi apparatus. The transcript has 4 exons. The record is from RefSeq and is a predicted model, not a curated record. Gene Ontology annotation, molecular function: SNAP receptor activity.
UUUGAUUUUUUCACGCACGUAUUUAUAAUUGGACAGCGGUCCACCCACUACCCAGUCAAAACAAUUGUUUUUUUAUUUAAAUUCUGGAUCAUUAAACAUCUAUUGGCAGCAUUUUGAUACGUUGGUGGGACUCCUCCUCUUAUCUUAGCUUGAAGUCCUACUGAGCUGCCCUGCUGGCAGGUGUGAAGUGACUGAAAAUGGUGCUGUUUACCAUGAUAACCCGACUGCGCGAUUCUCUGCCACUAGCAGCAUCAAUGCAGAAUGAUGAAGAGGCCGAAAGAAGUUUGGUAGAGUACCAGCAACAAGCAAAAAUGCUUUUUCGACGUCUCACACCUCAGUCACCCCCACAAUGUUCCAUUGAAACAGGUCCAUAUGUCUUCCAUUAUCUCAUCGAUAGCGACACGGUAUACCUCACCCUGUGCGAUAAGGCUUUUUCCAAACGUCUGUCCUUCACAUAUUUGGAAGAUCUAGCUACCGAGUUCCAGUCGCAAUUCGGGAAGAAAGUACACACCGUAACAAGACCUUACUGUUUCAUUGAAUUUGAUGCCUACAUCCAAAAAGCUCGUAAAACGGUGAUGGACUCACGAAGUCGUAGAAACCUAUCCGCCUUGAACACAGAGCUGCAAGAUGUUCAAAGGAUUAUGGUACAAAACAUUGACGACGUCAUAAACCGGGGUGCCGUGCUUGCAGAUAUGGAUACCAAGGCCCAGAAUUUGUCCAUGCUGUCCCAAAAAUAUAAAAAGGACGCGACCUAUCUUAACUGGAAGUCAGCCUACGCCAAGGCUGCGGCUGGGUUUGUAGUCGUAUUCGUCUUCAUCCUGUACUUUUGGGUGCUAUGAUGAUGAGAGCAUGUCAUCCAUCAUUGUCAUUCAUUCCCUGACUUCAAUUUUCUCCACUUCUGCUGCUCAAUCACUUUAUCCCGUCAUCAAACUCUCGUCUAGUAUACAACUAUUAUACAAUUGAUUAAACUAGGCAACUUCUGGGCAGAAAUGAGUGAUGCGAUGCCAUUAUUAUUUUAACAUGAACAAACAAUUAUUGGUUUUUGUCUCCAAAUCACUGGAAUUGUCUCGUCGGGUUACUUGUAGAUAUAAUAUUGUUAUGUAUUAAUAGAUAGGUAAAGAAAUAAUUUUAUGUUUGCGCAUAAGUGGUGUGGGCAUCGGAAUAUUUCUGAAUAUUUCUGAGUAUAUAAAUAAAGAAAUCUAUAAACUCAUGGUUGAAAUAAG